AGACGAAGUGCGCUUGUUUUCGGCAGAUGAACACCGACGACUACGGCUCGGGUUUUUUUUUGUAAACGACAAUUACUUAUAACGGAUUAUGAAUAGGAAUUAUUGUUUCGCCAGAGUUCCGAGUGAUUUUGAAAUAUAAUUUGAAUACCUAAUGAUUCGUUUAUCCUACUACAUGUGUUGCAAAACAAAUUUACAAUAAAAUUCAAACAUAAAAGGGCAAUAAAUUUCAAAAAGAAUUAUAAUGUGCCAUUAAGAAAUACCUAAAAUUGCUGUAAUGAAUUGAAAAAAUGUCAAGUUCAAGUGAAAAAAAAAAACAAAUUUUAAAUUGAAAAUAUGAAAUAUAAAACUAUUACUUGUAUAUGAGUUCUCGGGACCUAAAUAAAAUAUGAUCGAGACUAGCCCCUGUUAAGAUAUGACUAUGGAUAUAGUAGUGGAGUUGUAAUGAAAUAAGCUGAUUAUUAUAUCCUUGUUGCUCUUCGUAGCAACGCUAUCUAAGUUGAGGACAUUGGCAAGGAACGCGCACGUGACAAAUUGCAAAAAUCCUACGGCUGGAUCCAGACCGGGAUAAGAUGACGCGGAUACUGUGGAACAAUUGGCUUGAAUUCUAAAAGACGACCUUGGGCGUUUACACCGGUCACGUACGAUUACAGGAGGUAACGACGAGACAUUGAUUACUUGCUAUGCCAAUGCCCAGUUUGAUCAAGAGAAAGGUUCUGCCGCACAGCCAAACUGCAAAAAAAAAUUGUUUUUCCGUCAACAAUAAUGUAUCGAAUUUCCUGAAAACCAGCUCCGCACAUUCACACAUAUGUAUGAAUCAUAGGCCAUGCGAACGCAGCAACUCAAGUGGUAUGGAAAUUAAAGAAAAUGUCACAAAAGCAACAGCAAAAUGUCAAUGGUCUAUAAUAGAAACACUAAGCCAAAACAUUAGUGAUAUGGCAACACCAAUACCCAAACCACCCAAUAGAAUUGAUGACAAAUCAAAAAAUACUAAACCGAAACUGCUCAUUGGUCUCUGUGAAGGCCACAAUGGCGACGAUUAUGUGGACUGGGACGAUUUUUACCACAUAAAAGAAUGUUAUCAACAUGUUCCAAAAACUCAACCAAGUAGCUGUAGUAUUACCCCACACAUUCAACGUAAUUCUUCCACCCAUUCACCUAUCCUACCCACAACUAGCUCACUGCCCUUGCUGCUGGAUGCACUCGGUUUGCUGCUGUUUCACAUCUGCCGGAUUAGAUGUUCCAUGGUCAUGAGUCGACGUUGGCUGAUUAUAGCCUCCUGUAUGCUUCUGCUCCAUGUGACUACAACGCCCCCCAUGACAAUGGCUGCACCCCAGUCGUGUAUACUCUGUGAUAAAAAUGAUUUAAAAUCCAAAGAUCCGCAAACAAAUUACGAGGAGUUUCUGUUUGAACACCAGGUCACACGCCUAGAUGCCAUAAAUGCUUUAAAGAAAUUGAAUGAAAGCUUUUACGAUGGUUUACAAGCUGAUAGUUCCUGCAAUGCUGUACGGUGUACAGAAAAAGUUAGCAAAUAUUGUUUAGGGCCUCAAUUCAUCAACGAUCAUUGUUGGUGUGAAUUUGGCCAUAGUACGGAGGGUUUGCCAUUUGUGCCUCACAUGUGCUACGUUGGAGAAAAGGUCUAUAAGCCAUCAAUAGGUUCCUGCUUUCUCUAUGAAGAAGUCAAGGAUUGCUGCUGUUCAGCCCUUUUAGCCAGAGAAUGGCGUCACAUAUCAGCAUCACCCAGUUUACAUAGGAAUUCCAAUAUGUACUUCAAUUACUCUGUAAUUGUUAUCACAUUCUUAUAUCGGCUAAUUAGACGGUUGUUGUAGAUUUCUAGAAGCAUUGCCAACGAAUCAACGCGCUAAUCUCCCACUCUUCACAUUUUGAGUUUGCAAGGGUCAUAGAUUUUACAUGUGCAAAAUAUGUAUGUUUGUAUAAUUUAAGUCUAGUUAAAAUAUUUAGCAGCGCAAAUGUAAAUUUAAGUUACCACCUACAUAUGUAUAUGUGUUUGUAUUGUAUAUUGAUAUGAGAAUAUCAUUAUGAAUGUUACAAUAUUUACUAGUCAUACCAGUUAUGAAUGUUUUGUCAACUAUUUGUUGUAAUUAUUAAUAACAAACAGCUGUAAACCUUAUGUAUGUAAUUAUCAAGCCAUACCUAUUAACUAAAAAUCAAAAUUAAUUUUAAAUGCAACACUGUUGAGAGUAUUAAAGAUCGUAAAUGAAA
This is a messenger RNA of Stomoxys calcitrans (stable fly), 2220 nucleotides long. RefSeq lists its product as uncharacterized. NCBI's taxonomy places the organism in Eukaryota, Metazoa, Arthropoda, Insecta, Diptera, Muscidae. The record is from RefSeq and is a predicted model, not a curated record. The transcript has 8 exons. The coding region runs from base 681 to 1826 and encodes 381 amino acids.